Molecule: messenger RNA, 894 nt
Organism: Cygnus olor (mute swan)
Lineage: Eukaryota; Metazoa; Chordata; Aves; Anseriformes; Anatidae
Gene: AP5S1
Product: adaptor related protein complex 5 subunit sigma 1
Exons: 2
Coding region: 195-785 (196 amino acids)
Biological process (GO): double-strand break repair via homologous recombination; endosomal transport
Cellular component (GO): lysosome; late endosome; cytosol
Source: RefSeq, a predicted model, not a curated record
CAAUCGCGUCGCGCCAAUCGCGUCACGUGCAGGGGGCCGGCCGCGAGCCUCGCCGCCCGCACCCGGUUCUCCCGUCGCCCACCAAUCGGAUCCGAGCGUCUCCGCGUCAGCCAAUCGCGGGCGGAGGGGGGCGCUUAGCCCUGCCCCGCUCCCACGUGACGCUUGGCGGGCCGGGGUCGCGGCGCGGCGUUGCCAUGGUGCGGGCGUUCCUGCUGCUGGCGCCGGGCGGCCCCGGCCCCGGCCCUGGCCACGCCCCCGGCCACGCCCCCUGCCGCCUGCUGCUGGCGCGCGCCUUCGCCCCCCCGGGGACCCCCCCCGGGACCCCCCCCGGGUCCCCCCCCCGGCAGCGCCUCCGCCGCAAGGAGCAGCUGCUGGCCGUGGCCAGGCAGGUCGCCUCCCACUGCCACCUUCACCAAGCAUCCUCCGGCCGCCCCCCGGCCCCGCCGCUUCCCGAGGACCCCCCGUCCCUCCACAACGCCCCGGGGGGGCUCUUCCGGCUGCCCCCCGGCGACCCCUUCCCCCAAGGGACCUCGGUCGCCUGGCUGGCGGCCCCCAACCUCGCCUUCGCCCUGGUCUGCGACCCCCGGGAGAACCUGGCGCUGGCCGAGGGCACCCUGCGGCACCUCGCCCCCCGCCUGCUGGCCACCCUGCGCCCCCCCGGCACCGGCGUCCUGCUGCGGCCCGACGCCGCCGACCUCCUCCUCGACCGGCUCCUGCCCCACGGGCAGCUCCUCUUCCUCAGCGAGCGCUUCCUCCAGGCCGCGGACCGCGAGCUGUCACGCUGAGCUGGAAGCCCCGGGGCUCGGUUUUUGGGGGGGGGAAACGGGGGGGAAAAAAGGGCUGCGGCUGGGCUCUGGGGGAGCGCGGCGGGGGAUGAAGCGACGUGGUGGUGAA